Anoplophora glabripennis (Asian longhorned beetle) is the source of this 808-nucleotide messenger RNA. RefSeq lists its product as uncharacterized. Gene Ontology annotation, cellular component: nucleus. The coding region runs from base 134 to 718 and encodes 194 amino acids. Gene Ontology annotation, biological process: transcription elongation by RNA polymerase II. Gene Ontology annotation, molecular function: transcription elongation factor activity. The record is from RefSeq and is a predicted model, not a curated record. The transcript is spliced from 3 exons. Lineage: Eukaryota; Metazoa; Arthropoda; Insecta; Coleoptera; Cerambycidae.
AAAUUGCAGUCUUUGAUCUUCCUACCCAACAUCUUUGGCAUGUGUGUAGAAAUUGCAGAUAUAGAACUAUGAAGUAUGUCAAUUUUAAUUUUCGAAAAGUUGUAUCGCUAUCCUAUAAUAUUUGCUAAAAAAAAUGUCAGAUUUAAAGAAAAGGGAAGAUCUAAGUAAAAUUAAUUUGAUACAGUUAAGGGAAAUACUACAGCGGGAAAACGCUUUAUUAAAAAAUAAUGCAUUAAUAGGAAGAUUACCAGAUAAAGGAGAGUCAAUAAAAAGUUUUAGAGACAAAGUUGAAAAGGAAAUAAUAUUUCGUAAAAACCUAGACGAUAUUGAAGCGACUAUAAAUAAGUUGUCUUUAAGCGAGAAUGAAAGACAUAUACAGAAGCUCUGUGAAAUUGAGAAAAUCCCAGUAAAAGAGAGGUAUAAACCAUUUUCCACUUUAAAUAAAGCCAAAGAAGUUCAGCCAGACAGUAAAGUUUUUAAAAUAAUGGAAGACUGUGCUCAUUGCAAUAAACCAACAAAGCUUAUCCCACUGUCGGAAUCCAUAGAUAUACUUAAGAAACAAGAUGAAAGGAUCAGAGAAGAACAACUAAAAGCAAGGCAUCGACGUAUUUUUGAAAAAUUAAGAGAACUCGACGAAAACCAAGCAAACGAAGAGAAAAAUUCUGAAACUAGCAGUUCAGAAGGGUAUUCGGAGCCAGAAGAAGAGGAACAUGGUUAAUACAUAUAACAGUAUACAUUUUGUUUUUAUUAUUUUUAAAUAUUUAUUUUUGUACUAGUUUAUAUUCAGUGGUGUUAUUUUUGAUAAAUA